AUGGCCUCCAUUCAAUUGAAGUUUUCUCUUCGCACCUCGUCCAAUGUCAAGACCGUCCACCUCGUCGGUUCUUGGGACAACUAUGCCCGCCAGCUACCCCUCUCUACAGAGGAGAAGCCCGGUGCCUGGGUUGGAAAGUUCCGCUUCCAGUCCUCAAUGCUGCAACUGGGAACCCGUUACUGGUACUACUAUAUCAUGGAUGGAUACCACGUUUCCCACGACCCAGCGGUUGAGUACACCGUCGAGCCCACCACAGGCCGCAAGCUCAACAUUCUCGAUGUUCCUGGAGGCAAGAGCAGCCGAGACCGUGCCCCCAAGCGCCGCACCUCGACCAACAUUGCCACCGGCCGUGCUCUCUCGCCGUCCAAGAUCCAGCACCCAAAGCCAUCAAAGCCCUACGCCUCGCGCCAGCUCCGCGAAGCCGAAUUCGGCGCCCCAACAGUCGACGACCUCACCCGCCGCUUUGCAGGUUCCCGUCUCUCAGACGAGUACUCCUACUCAAACAGCCCGCCCAGCUCGGCCGGUUCGUCACUUUCGUCCCGCUCCGGAUCCUCGGGCUCGACGUCCCCCUCCUCUCUGUCUUCUAUGAGCGACCACCACUCUCAGUGCCACUGUGAACGUUACGGUAUCACCCGCAAGGGGGAUCGUGUCAAGCUUGACUGCGGUGGUAGCCGCUGUGGCUAUAUCACUGAGUCAUCUGAUGCCUCUUGUUCUGAGUCCGAGGAUAGUGAUGAGGAGUACCGUCGUGCUCGCAGCGGUGUCCGUCGCCAAGGGAUUGUCGUUCGUCGUUAA
Messenger RNA from Penicillium taxi, 792 nucleotides. RefSeq names its product GTP-binding protein EsdC (gene esdC). The transcript has a single exon. Bases 1 to 792 code for a protein of 263 amino acids. NCBI's taxonomy places the organism in Eukaryota, Fungi, Ascomycota, Eurotiomycetes, Eurotiales, Aspergillaceae. The record is from RefSeq and is a predicted model, not a curated record.